CGCUGCGCAAGGAUCAGGCCGGCGAACGCAGUGGGAGAAGGUUGACGAUGCGGACCGAGUUGCGCGGACAAUCGAAGACAUGGAAAGGGAAGCGAAAUGGUUGAGUACACUUUUCUAGAAUUUCCAGUGUAAAAGUAGAGCUGUCGUACAAUUACAGCACACCUCAUGUACGUGCAGCUUGCCGCGCCGAGAUCGACGGAGUGCUCAGAUCAGGCCUGUAACGAAGAUACGAAAAAGAACCCGAGCAAUUAUAAUAAUGGGCAAACGGGAUCCUAGACUCUACGUCCUCAGACACGGACAGACCGCAUGGAGUGAAAUUGGAAAGCAUACUUCCUUUACCGACUUGUCCUUGACGGAGAAGGGUGCGGAACUCGUCAAGAAGUCGGCUGCGGCUAUGGUUGGCGAGAACAAGCUCAUCGACCCCUCGCGGAUUGGCAAGGUCUUUGUGUCUCCUCGCGCUCGCGCACAAGAGACUCUUGCCUUGCUCGGCCUCCCCGAGUCCGUCCCCGUCGAGACCACGGAACUUCUCAAGGAAUACGACUACGGAGAGUACGAGGGUCUUUUGACCAAGGAGAUUCAGGAAAAGUCUGGCAAAGCCGAUUGGGAAAUUUGGCUCGAUGGAUGCCCCGGUGGAGAGAUGCCCGAGCAGGUUGAGGCCCGUAUCGACGUCUUGAUUCAGAAGGCGAGGAAGGAGCUUCAUGAGAAGGUUUACGAUGGCACUGCGACCGAGGAGGAGCAGCAGAGGUGUGAUGUGCUGUUUGUUGCGCAUGGACACAUUUUGAGAGGUACAGCGGCGAGAUGGCUUAACUUGCCGUUGAACCGUGGACGUGAUUUUCAGUUGGAUGCUGGAGGUGUCGGUGUGUUGAGCUACGAGCACCAUACGAUCAAUGAGCCUGCCGUGAACAGGUGGAACUUGAUCGCUUUUUGAAUUAGCCAAUGAGGAAGCAAGGAGCAUUGCUGAUCUUCCGGGCCGCAUCGAUGUUUGAGGCCGCGGAGUGCGGAGGAGAGAUAGAUCGACGAGUCGCUCUUGCUAUGGGCAGGUCUACGAAGCAGCUAGGAAAAACGAAGCAAGAUAGCCGAC
Messenger RNA from Saitoella complicata NRRL Y-17804, 1081 nucleotides. Its product is annotated as phosphoglycerate mutase-like protein. The transcript is spliced from 4 exons. NCBI's taxonomy places the organism in Eukaryota, Fungi, Ascomycota, Saitoellomycetes, Saitoellales, Saitoellaceae. Gene Ontology annotation, biological process: ribose phosphate biosynthetic process. Bases 257 to 928 code for a protein of 223 amino acids. Gene Ontology annotation, molecular function: sedoheptulose-bisphosphatase activity. The record is from RefSeq and is a predicted model, not a curated record.